This is a messenger RNA of Castor canadensis (American beaver), 1382 nucleotides long. RefSeq names its product zinc finger MYND-type containing 12 (gene Zmynd12). Gene Ontology annotation, molecular function: protein binding. Lineage: Eukaryota; Metazoa; Chordata; Mammalia; Rodentia; Castoridae. The record is from RefSeq and is a predicted model, not a curated record.
ACCUGGCUGGGCAACCGUCCUAGAGACUGACGCUGCUCGCAGGCUCCGACAUGGACGUAAUCUACCCUCUGGCGGUGCCCAAGAGGCGCCGGCUCUGCUGCGAGGUGUGCGAAGCCCCGGCCGAGCGGGUGUGCACGGCCUGCACUGUCACCUAUUACUGUGGUGUGGCACAUCAAAAAGCUGACUGGAGCAGCAUCCAUCAGAAGAUAUGUCAGCUCCUGAUUCCACUGCGCACUUCCAUGCCCUUCUACAAUUCAGAAGAAGAAAGGCAGCACGGCCUGCAGCAGCUGCUGAAACGACAGAAGCACUUGAUUGAAUUCUGCUACACUGUUGCCCAGAAAUAUCUUUUUGAAGGAAAACACGAAGAUGCUGUCCCAGCUGCUUUGCACUCCCUUCGCUUCCGCAGGAAUGUGCAUGGCCUGAGUUCAGUAGAGCUUGUGCCUGCUUACUUGCUGUUAGCUGAGGCCAGCCUUGGUCUGGGCCGGAUCAUUCAGGCUGAAGAAUACCUAUCGCAAGCCCAGUGCACAGUCCUCAAGUCAACUGAGUGUAGUAACGCCACUCAUUCUUUACUGCAUCGGAACCUGGGACUUCUUUAUAUAGCCAAGAAGAACUAUGAGGAAGCCCGUUAUCACCUAGCCAAUGAUAUUUAUUUUGCCAGUUGUGCAUUUGGAACAGAGGACAUCAGGACUUCAGGAGGAUACUUCCACCUGGCUAAUAUCUUCUAUGACCUUAACAAGUUGGACUUAGCAGACACACUAUACACUAAGGUCUCAGAGAUCUGGCAUAAAUAUUUGGACAAUCACUAUCAAGUCCUCUCAAAGGAUCGCAUCCAACAAAUAGAUUUACUGGGCAGACACUUUGUAAAUGACACUGGCUUGGAUGAAGCUCAGGAAGCAGAAGCCAUUCGGAUCCUGACUUCGGUCUUGAACAUUAGAGAAUCUACUUCUGCCAGAGCUCCCCAAAAAACUAUCUUUGUUCUGAAAACCUUGGUCAUGCUCUACCACCUGAUGAAUUCUUCAAAGGCAAAGGAAUAUGCCACAAGAGCCCUCAAUCUAGCCAGAGAACAGCUAGAUGUCCAAGAGCAAACUGGUAUUGAAGAGUUACUAUCUCUCAUCUCAACUGAAGAAGAUCUUCCUGUUACCUAGUGACCUAUGAGCUCUGUGUCAGGGCCUAAUACAUCAUACCUCUUACAGCUGCUCUGAGGUACUCUGGGUUGGUGACAUUUCCACUCUUUGCCCCUAGGACUGUGAAUAUAGCUGUGAUUUUUAUUAGUGUAUGUGAGGGAAUAGUGUAUAGAGCUUUAGGCAUAGAAAUCAGUAAAACUUUUAUCAUGACCUUUCACAUGGUUUAUCAUGAUUUUGUAUGGCUUUGAGUAACAUGUA